Molecule: messenger RNA, 1177 nt
Organism: Arachis stenosperma
Lineage: Eukaryota; Viridiplantae; Streptophyta; Magnoliopsida; Fabales; Fabaceae
Product: probable long-chain-alcohol O-fatty-acyltransferase 5
Exons: 1
Coding region: 1-1044 (347 amino acids)
Biological process (GO): lipid metabolic process
Source: RefSeq, a predicted model, not a curated record
AUGGAUGAUGAAAUUCAAAAUUUCUUCAAGGUAUGGAUGAUAGCCACAAUAUGUCUCUGCUAUUGCUACUACAUCUCUUCAAGAAUACCAAAAGCCUUCUUCAGACUCCUUUCCAUUCUUCCUGUUCUCUUCAUCUUCCUCACCCUUCCCUUCUCUCUCCACUCCUUCCACCUCGGUGGCCCCACCACCUUCUUCCUCGUUUGGCUCUCAUCUUUCAAACUCAUUCUUUUCUCCUUCAACCAACCCCCUCUUUCCCUCUCCCCAAACAUCUUCCACUUCAUUUCCAUAGCUUCCCUUCCCAUAAAACUCAAACAACAACCAACCAAAACCAAUAAUCCAAAAUUAGAAAACCCUAAAAAACCGAUCUUGCUUCCCCUAAAAGUGGUUCUCUUGGCCGCAAUAAUCCGUGCCUAUGAUUACAGAGAAUCCAUGCAUUCUUACAUGAUCUUGAUCCUCUACUGCUGCCACAUGUACCUAGGUAUAGAGCUUGUGCUAGCCAUAGCUGCAGCACCGGUUCGAACCGUUUUCGGCUUCGAGAUCGAGCCGCAGUUCAACGAGCCGUACCUAAGCACUUCACUUCAAGACUUCUGGGGUCGUCGGUGGAACCUCAUGGUUACAAGUAUUCUACGCCCUACCGUAUACGGUCCGGUUAGAAGUGUUUCUACCGGUAUUUUUGGAAUCACGUGCGCGGCACGUGCUGCCAUGCUGGCCACGUUCCUUGUGUCGGGGUUAAUGCAUGAGUUGAUAUAUUACUAUCUUUCACGUGUUUCUCCCACGUGGGAGGUCACGUGGUUUUUUGUGCUCCAUGGAGUGUGUACGGCGGUGGAGGUGGCGGUGAAGAAGGUGAUGAUCCGCCGUGGGUGGAGGUUACACCCUGUGGUGUCGGGGUUGCUGACGUUGACGUUCUUGGCUGUGAGUGGGAACUGGCUGUUUUUUCCUCAGCUGGUGAGGAAUGGUGUGGAUAGGAAGGCUAUUAGGGAGUAUGCUAUAUUGGUAAAUUUUGUGAGGUCUAAGUUACCGGUAAAUUUGGUUAAGUCUCUAUGAUGAGAAUUGUUCAUUACUCUAGAUAUUGAAUUUUAAUGUGUAGAAAAUUGAUCAAUUAAUUUGAUGGGUAGAAAUUGUUUCAUCAUGUUUACCGCAGAUUUGUCGUGUUGAGAUUUAAGAAGAGGUUUGUAGU